Leishmania mexicana MHOM/GT/2001/U1103 is the source of this 2142-nucleotide messenger RNA. RefSeq lists its product as hypothetical. The transcript has a single exon. Bases 1 to 2142 code for a protein of 713 amino acids. The record is from RefSeq and is a predicted model, not a curated record. Lineage: Eukaryota; Euglenozoa; Kinetoplastea; Trypanosomatida; Trypanosomatidae.
AUGUCCCUCUCGAGGGCGUGCGACGCCAUUGCCGGCAUCUCAGACACGACUACGCACGCACAGGUCACCGCUAUCGCUAGACAGUGCGAGGCACACCUCGGCAACGUGAAUGAGCUGCUCGAUGCACUGGAGAACACGCUGUCCACGUCGGCCGGGGCGCAGCGGCUGAUGCUGUGGUUUCUCGUGGACCGGCUGGCGAAGCAGCACGCACUCUUCUGUGACGCGCUGCGCCCGAUGCUGAUCCACUUGUGCACCCACUACGGGCCUGCCCGCACCUCGGACGAGUGGCAGGACUUCGUGACCCUCUUGAAAAGCUCGCUAUCGGUGACCUUUGGGCAAACCAUGGUGUCCCUCAUCCUGCUACAACUCGGCGAAGACGCGAAGGCGAGCGGGCCGGCCAAGGACGGCAACAAACAGCAUGCGCAGCGUAAGCAGCGAGGCAGCACCGCUCUCACAGUGUAUUCCAAGGCCCUCCGUACCACUGGGGCUUUUACGACCAAGGCCAUCGCUGUCGAGCGCUCCGCUGAGCACAAACACUCACUGCAGGUGAAGACGAUGGACAGCCAAAUGGCGAUGAGCGUAUCGAGCAGCUACGCGCCAUCUCGCCCCGUCGAGAUCGUCGUGCCGGAGAUGCGGCCCGACGCUAGCGCGCCGCGGGGCUUCAUGCAGGCAGUACCAGAGGGCUACAUGGAGAACUACCAAGAGGCGCGUCGCAAGCGCCUGCGUGAGAUGAUGGAGCGCAGCCGCGAGGAGCAGGACCGCAAGCAGGAGCACGAAAUGCUGAAGCGCGUGCGCCAGGACACUGCCAACGCCCCGACCGGCACGCACUCGGGUACUAACGCAUUCGGCAGCGGUAUGGGAGGGGCCGACGGGUCGUACCCGGAUUUCUCGGAUAUUCAGAUGCCGUUGGAGUUUCCGCGCGACGAACAUGGCGUGAAGCGCGGCAACUUUCCUCUCGGUGUGCGCUUCAUUCAGGAUGCUGUUGCGGCGUGCGGUGGCGCGGUAGAGCUGGAUGUGCUUGUGAGUCGCAUCUCAACGCUGGCGAACAGGGAGGCGGUCGCCGAGUUUGGCAACGUGCGCGAGUUCUUGCUUAUCCACUCCCCCACUUUCCGUCUGGUCAACGAGGGCGGCCAGUGGAUUGUGCGUCUGACGAACGACAAGAAUGUUGAUGAGGCGACGUGGAAGUCACUGCAGUGCCCAGCGUGCACAAAGGUGGUGCGCGGCCGCAACUUCGCGCGUCACUACAACUGUCGCCAGUGCAUCACGGCCCAGAUCGCGCUGGGUCUGCAGGACGACGCGGAGGGGCGUGGUCCCAUCGCAGAGCUGGCGCACGCGGCGAAGCGUGUGUUGUCGCUCCGCGAGGCGUGCGACGACGGAGACCUCGAUGCACUCGCCGACUGCCUCGAGCGCGCGGCGGCAGUGAGGCGCUUCCGCCUCGGCUCGACGCGGCAGUUUGCACCAAUCAUGAAGGCGAUGAGGGUUGUGCGAGACUGCUGGCUGGCCAAGAAGGGUGCGGAGGAGGUCGCGGACGCGGAGGUGACGGCGGCGGAUGCGUCGCUUGGCAACCUGUUUCGCAUAUUCGGCGAGAACAUUCACCGGCUCCCCAUUGCGUGGAUCGAGAUGGGCGACGUGAUUGACAUGUGCCACCGCUUCACAGACAAGGUGGCACCUCCCUUCAACCCUCCCCCGCGUCCGGCGGACCCCCGCAUUAGCCUGCAGAACGAGUACCCCGGGUUCUUGCUGUGCGAGAGUGAGGUGGACGACGAGGAUUUACCCAGCGACAAUGAAGACGAGUUUUCCGACGACGAGGCACCUGCGUUCACCUUUGCGCCACCGGUGGACGUGGCCGAGUCACUCUUCACAGCCGGCUUCGAGCGUGACACGAAGCGGCUGCAGCAUCGCAUGCGAACGGCACCGCCGAUGGUGCUUCAACGAGUGCUGCAAACCGACGGCACACAAACGCAGACGGAGAUGUACGCGGAGUUCACCAAGGCCACGCGCACACACUCGGGAUAUCACCAAGGGCACGGCGGCGGGAACGGCAACAGCAGCCGCAAUCGUCAUGGUCACGGUGGCGGCCCUGGGCGGGGUGGUGGUGGCGGCUAUCAAGGGCGCAACUUCCCUCGACAACGUCCGAACUGA